AAAAAAAUUGGGAAGUAGAAACAUCACAAUCAUAAUCAAAAUCACAUCACCUUACCAAAUCUUAAUUCACAAACCAAACCUCUUUAAAUCGCCGACACUUUCUAUUCUUCCUUCUCUCACUCUUUCCUUCGACCACCAUGGAAGGCGUCUCCAACCUCCUCUUCUCCCUCCUCCUUUUGACUGCCUCCUCCAUUAGCACCACCGCAUUACCCGAUAAAACCGGGUCGAGUCAAAUAAACUCCAACUCCGUCCUCGUAGCUCUUCUCGACUCUCACUACACCGAACUAGCAGAGCUCGUGGAGAAAGCUCUUCUCCUCCAAACAUUAGAAGAAGCCGUUGGUCAACACAACAUCACAAUCUUCGCUCCUCGCAACGAAGCUUUAGAACGUAACAUCGACCCUGAGUUCAAAUCUUUCUUGUUACAACCCAAGAAUCUCAAAUCAUUACAAACACUCUUGAUGUUCCACAUUCUCCCCAAAAGACUCACUUCUACUCAUCUCUCCGCCUCGUCCGUCGUCAGCCACCGUUCUCUCUCCAACGAUCACCUCCAGUUCACCGCCGGUAAAGUCAACUCCGCCGUAAUCACCCGACCCGACGAUGUAACCCGACCCGACGGAGUCAUCCACGGGAUCGAACGUCUUCUAAUCCCUCGCUCCGUUCAAGAAGAUUUCAACCGCCGUCGUAACCUCCGUUCCAUCUCCGCCGUGUUACCGGAAGGAGCGCCGGAAGUAGACCCGAGAACCCACCGUCUCAAGAAAAAACCCGCACCAGUCCCCGCCGGAGCACCACCGGUUCUCCCGAUUCACGACGCAAUGUCACCAGGCCCGUCACUAGCUCCGGCUCCGGCGCCAGGACCGGGCGGGCCUCGCCACCAUUUCAACGGAGAGGCUCAAGUCAAAGACUUUAUCCACACUCUGCUCCAUUACGGUGGAUACAACGAGAUGGCGGACAUUCUCGUCAACCUCACUUCUUUAGCCACCGAGAUGGGUCGGCUCGUGUCGGAAGGCUACGUGUUGACGGUCUUAGCUCCUAACGACGAAGCUAUGGCUAAGUUGACUACAGACCAAUUGAGCGAACCGGGAGCUCCAGAGCAAAUAAUGUAUUACCAUAUCAUACCGGAGUAUCAAACCGAGGAGAGUAUGUACAAUUCUGUACGCCGGUUUGGGAAAAUCCGGUAUGAUUCUCUCCGGUUUCCUCACAAGGUAGAGGCUCAGGAGGCAGACGGUUCGGUUAAAUUCGGUCAUGGUGACGGUUCUGCUUAUUUGUUCGAUCCUGAUAUCUAUACAGAUGGACGUAUUUCGGUUCAGGGGAUUGACGGAGUUUUAUUCCCGGAGGAAGAAACUCCGGUUGAGAAGAAAUCCGUCGGUUCGGUUGUCAAGACAACCGCUAAACCGAGAAGAGGGAAAUUGAUGGAGGUAGCAUGCAGAAUGUUCGGUUCACAAUUUCACACAUGUCAGUGAGAUGGCCAAAUUUUAUCUGGACAUGAUAAAUUUUUAUAUCUGUAAACAUGUGAAAAAAUUUGUGAACAGAAUGAAAAGUAAUAAUGUAAAUGAUCAAUUUUUGGCUGGUUGCAACA
Raphanus sativus (radish) is the source of this 1576-nucleotide messenger RNA. Its product is annotated as fasciclin-like arabinogalactan protein 15. The coding region runs from base 138 to 1460 and encodes 440 amino acids. NCBI's taxonomy places the organism in Eukaryota, Viridiplantae, Streptophyta, Magnoliopsida, Brassicales, Brassicaceae. The transcript is spliced from 2 exons. The record is from RefSeq and is a predicted model, not a curated record.